AUGCAACUGUUCGUAUUGAAACUAGAGGGCGCAAGAACCCUCACAGGCCGCUCCUUCAUCCCCACGCAGCCUCGAACAUCAGGAACAUCUCGGCUGAUACCCCUUGUCGUCUGCAUACAUGGAGCAAGCUAUGAUUCUGAGUAUUUCGACAUCGACUCUCAGCAUUCCAUAUUCACGCUCGGAGAGACUCUUCAGAUACCCAUCGUUGCGAUCGAUAGACCAGGAUAUGGUGGUAGCACGGCCUACCCCGAUCCAAAAAUUAAGAAUGAAGACCUCGAAAGACGAUGCACUACAUUCGUCCAGGAACAAGGUAAAUACCUCAACUCGAUUAUUCUACCAGCAUUGUGGAAAGAAUUUGGAUCCAGUGCAUCCAGUAUGGUGGUACUGGCACAUUCGAUAGGAGGAAUGAUGGCCAUCGUGGCUGCUGCAGAACCGAAAAAGUAUCCUCUGGUAGGGCUGGUCGUGUCUGGAAUCGGCUGCAAGAGCCACAUGCAUGAGUCGCCAAAUCCAAGUCACAGAAAUGAGGGGGAUAGCCACGGAAGCCGUGACAGCGACCAAGCAGACGAGCAACAAAUGCAUAUUCGCUUCAAUCCUAACGUGAAAGAUAGAUUGAUGCUUAACUUUCCACCCAAAGCAAAUGAAGUACUGCUUAUCGACCUGAAAAUCUCCUCGCACACGGAGGCCCUUAACAAGCCUGUUCCCCUGGGUGAGCUACAUGAUGUCCGCACGAUGUGGCAGAGCUACUGGCGUUCGUAUGCCGAGCGGGUUACUGUGCCUUUUCUAUAUGCGAUAGGUGACCAGGAUGGCUUUUGGGACUCAUCGGAAGAAGGCACCAUGCAAUUCACCGAAAUAUUCCGGACAAAGAGUCCUAAGGUUGAGAGUGUGGUUAUACCACUGGCGCCUCACUGUAUGGAGAUGAGCCUGCAGGGAACGGCGUGGCUGUUACGCUGUCUGGGAUUCGCGAUUGAAUGUACUAUGGGUCAACGUAAGAAACACUGA
Molecule: messenger RNA, 999 nt
Organism: Aspergillus caelatus
Lineage: Eukaryota; Fungi; Ascomycota; Eurotiomycetes; Eurotiales; Aspergillaceae
Product: Alpha/Beta hydrolase protein
Exons: 1
Coding region: 1-999 (332 amino acids)
Source: RefSeq, a predicted model, not a curated record